This is a messenger RNA of Alnus glutinosa, 1566 nucleotides long. RefSeq names its product 11S globulin seed storage protein Jug r 4-like. The record is from RefSeq and is a predicted model, not a curated record. Gene Ontology annotation, molecular function: nutrient reservoir activity. The coding region runs from base 1 to 1566 and encodes 521 amino acids. Lineage: Eukaryota; Viridiplantae; Streptophyta; Magnoliopsida; Fagales; Betulaceae. The transcript is spliced from 4 exons.
AUGGCCAAUCCUAUCUUGCUCUCUCUAUCUCUGUGCCUUCUUGUACUCUUCAAUGGCUGCCUAGCUCAAACAAGGCAGCAACGGCGACAGUUUGGCGACUGCCAACUCGACAGGCUCAAUGCCCUUGAACCCACAAACCGCAUUGAGGCUGAAGCCGGUUCGAUCGAGUCCUGGGACCCCAAUGACCAACAAUUCCGGUGCGCCGGGGUUGCCGUCGUUCGGCGUACCAUUGAGCCCAAUGGCCUUCUCUUGCCUCAUUACCACAAUGCUCCUCAACUCAUUUACAUUGUCAGAGGUAGGGGUAUCCAAGGGACUGCACUUCCUGGUUGCCCGGAGACAUUCCAAGAAUCCCAACAACAAUCUCAACAACAACAAGGACAGAGCCGCAGGUUCCAACAAGACCGGCACCAGAAGAUCCGACACUUCCGAGAGGGUGACAUCAUUGCAUUGCCGGCCGGAGUAGCGCAUUGGGCCUACAACGACGGCGAUUCCCCAGUAGUUGCAGUCGCUCUCCUUGACACCAGCAACAAUGACAACCAGCUUGAUGAGCAGCCUAGAAGCUUCUUCCUUGCUGGGAAUCCGGAGGACGAAUUUCGGCGACAAGGGCACCAGCAAUACGAGCAGCGUCGCGGCCAACAACAACAACGUCAACAACAACGCCGUGGCGAGCGUGGUGAGCGUGGCAAGCAACAGAAGGGCUCUAGCAACAAUGUAUUCAGUGGCUUCGAUGCUGAGUUUUUGGCGGACGCUUUCAACGUGGAUUUCGACAUGGGCAGAAGGCUUCAGAGCAACGAUGACAACAGAAGGCACAUAGUGAGAGUGGAAGGCGAGCUUCAAGUGCUCAGGCCACCAAGGUCACGUGAGCAAUGGGAGAGAGAGGAGAGACAAGAGAGGGAACAUGAGCGAGAGUCGGAACGCCAGCGUCGCCAGGGAGGACGUGGACGUGGACGUGAUGAGAAUGGCCUUGAGGAGACAAUAUGCUCUUUGAGGCUAAGGGAGAACAUUGGUGACCGUUCACGCGCCGACAUUUACACUGAACAAGCCGGUCGCAUCAACACCCUCAACAGCAACAACCUCCCAGUCCUCCGCUGGCUCCAGCUUAGCGCCGAGAGAGGAGAUUUGUACAGGGAUGCUAUUUAUGUUCCACACUGGAACGUGAAUGCCCACAGUGUGGUCUAUGCCAUAAGGGGUCGAGCCCAAGUUCAGGUGGUCGACGAUAAUGGUCAGACCGUGUUCGACGACGAAAUUAGACAGGGUCAGCUCUUGACCAUCCCACAGAACUUCGCGGUUGCAAAGCGGGCGAGCAGUGAGGGUUUCGAGUGGGUGGCCUUCAAGACCAAUGACAACGCCAUAAUCAGUCCUCUUGCAGGACGAACCUCGGCCAUCCGGGCCUUGCCGGACGAAGUCCUUGCCAAUGCGUUCCAGAUUUCUCGAGAGGAAGCGAGGAGGCUGAAAUAUAACAGGCAGGAGACCACUUUGGCUCGUCCAAGCAGGUCUUCCUCUGAGAGGAGGAGGGCAGAAUCUGAGAGGAGGGGGUCUUCCUCUGAGAGGAGGGCUGAAGCUUAA